CUUCUCAUCACGUGAUUUUGGUGCCAAGAUCACCUGACUACACACGGGUCAUUUCUCUGUUUUUGUGCGUUUGUAAAUGUUCGGGGAAGUUGCACACAAUUAGCAUGUUUUGACUGUUUUUUUUUUUUUUAUAUGGCUAAGAUAAUGCCGUUUUCUAUCAUGUAGAGGACGCUUCAAUUCCGAAUCCUUUCUGACGAGACGCACGCAACAGAAUGGGCUCUUUGUAGACUCCAGAAAUCUAGCGGUACCUUGUUAGCUCAUAGCCAGUCAUUAUGCCACCGCAUGAUCCGACCUUAUAGCAGUUAGCUGUUAGUUAGUUCCUCUGCUGUAGAUCACCGCUACGUUUUGCAAUGUCUUCUAUCCUGGAUGAAUACGAAGACUCGCAGAACAGCAGGCACCCUGUGCAACAUAGUAGCCGCCUGUCUGCUGCUAACAUCGGCAUAACGCAUUCAGGGUUUGUGAAUGUGAGACUCGAAGAGGAGAAGCCGAUAUUCAACAAACAGAGGAUUGAUUUCUCACCCCCAGAGAAGAUCAACCACUUUGCUGUCUGUAACAAUCAGCUAUGCAUGAGUUUAGGGAAGGACACUCUCCUGAGGAUUGACCUUGCCAAGCCAGACCAGCCCAACCAGAUAGAACUGGGGAGGAAGGAUGACAGCAGAGUACACAAGCUCUUCCUGGAUCCCACAGGGUCCCACCUGGUGAUUUCUCUCAGCACCAGCGAGUGUCUGUAUCUGAACAGGAACACCCAGAAGGUGAGGUCUCUGUCCCGCUGGAGAGGACACCUCAUAGAGAGUGUAGGCUGGAACAAGCUUCUGGGGACCGAGACCAACACUGGGCCCAUCCUAGUGGGAACCAGCCAGGGAAUCAUCUUCGAGGCUGAGAUCUCUGCUUCAGAGGGAAGCCUGUUUAACACCAACCCUGACCAGUACUUCAAACAGGUCCACUCCCUGGAGGAGGACGGGAGGCCUGCUCCUGUGUGCUGUAUAGAGGUGGAGAGAGGUCCGGAGUCUAAAGUCGUCAUCAUCGCCACCACCAGGAAGCGUCUGUUCCAGUUCGUAGGUCGUGUGGCGGAGGGGUCCGAGCAGCAAGGCUUCAGCUCCGUCUUCUCACAGAACCAGGAGCUGCUGCCCAGCUUCCAGGAGUUUCCGUUUAACAUGGGCUACAGUGAGAUCACCUUCUACACCUCCAAGCUCAGGUCCUGCCCCAAGGCCUUCGCAUGGAUGAUGGGUAAUGGAGUUCUCUACGGUCAGCUGGACUACAUCAGGCCGGACUCGGUGCUCAGUGAUGUGCAGGUGUGGGAUUACACCCCAGACAUAGACUUCAGUUUCAACAAGCCCAUCUCCAUCGUGUUGACUCAGUUCCACUUUCUACUCCUCCUCCCUGACCGCGUCAAGGCCAUCUGCACCCUCAACGGACAGGUGGUGUACGAGGAUGUGUUUCCUGAUAAGUUCGGCACUCUGAAGAAGAUGAUCAAAGACCUAGCAGGAGGCCUGGUGUGGAUCUAUACUGAGAAGGCUGUCUUCAGAUACCACAUCCAGAGAGAAGCCAGGGAUGUGUGGCAGAUGUACAUGAGCAUGAACAAGUUUGACCUGGCUAAGGAGUACUGCCGGGACCGGCCAGAGUGCAUGGACAUGGUCCUGGCUAAAGAGGCAGAACACUGCUUCCAGAACAAACGCUACUUGGAGAGCGCUAAAUGCUACGCUCUGACCCAGAACUACUUCGAAGAGAUUGCUUUGAAGUUUAUCGAGGCAAAACAGGACGAGGCUCUGAAAGAGUUCCUGCUGAAGAAACUCAAUAAUUUAAAACAGAGUGAGAAGACCCAGAUCACCCUACUGGUCACUUGGCUGACUGAGCUUUACCUGAACCACCUGGGGCUUCUAGAAUCUGCCGAGGGGAAACAUGGGGUGUUCCAGGAGACGCGUGAUGAGUUCCGGAAGUUCCUCAGUAGCUCCAAACACAAGGAGUGUCUCUAUAACAACCGAACGACCAUCUAUGACCUGCUGGCUAGCCACGGCAACGUGGACGACAUGGUCUACUUCUCUGUCAUCAUGCAGGACUAUGAGAGGGUGAUCUCUCAUCACUGUCAGCAUGAUGACUAUAGCGCCGCCCUGGAGGUGCUCUCUAAGCACUGCGACGAGAAGCUCUUCUAUAAGUUCUCCCCCAUCCUCAUGCAACACAUACCUAAGAAGGUGGUGGACGCCUGGAUCCAGAUGGGUUCCAGGCUGGAACCUAAGAAACUGAUCCCAGCCCUGGUCAACUACAGUCAGAUGGGUUCAACACAACAGGUCAACGAGACCAUCCGGUACAUGGAGUUCUGUGUCUACCAGCUCACUGUGACCGAAGAGGCCAUACACAACUACCUGCUGUCCCUCUACGCCAAGUACAAACCUGAUAGUCUCUUGUUGUACCUGGAACAGGCUGGUACCCACGCGUCAUACAUCCACUAUGACUUAAAGUACACCCUGAGGCUGUGUGCUGAACAUGGUUACCUCCAGGCCUGUGUUCUGGUCUAUAAGAUCAUGGAGCUGUAUGAGGAAGCUGUCGAUCUGGCCCUACAAGUGGAUGUGGACCUGGCCAAGUCAUGUGCUGACCUGCCUGAGGAUGACGAGGAGUUGAGGAAGAAGUUGUGGCUGAAGAUCGCUCGUCACGUGGUGCAAGAGGAGAAGGAUGUGAAGAAGGCCAUGAACUGUCUGUCCAGCUGUAACCUGCUCAAGAUAGAAGACAUACUGCCCUUCUUCCCGGACUUCGUCACCAUAGACCACUUCAAGGAGGCUAUCUGCAGCUCUUUAGAGGAGUACAACCAGCAUAUAGACGAGCUGAAGCAGGAGAUGGAGGAGGCGACGGAGAGCGCCAAGCGGAUCAGAGAGGACAUCCAGGAGAUGAGGAACAAGUACGGGGUGGUGGAGAACCAGGAGAAAUGUGCUGCCUGCGACUUCCCCCUCCUCAACAGACCCUUCUAUCUGUUCCUCUGUGGUCACAUGUUCCACUAUGACUGCCUCUUCCUGGAGGUGACCCCUCACCUGUCCACCUACAAGCAGACUAAACUAGGUGAGCUGCAGAAGAAGUUGGCUGCAGCCACUCAGACCUCCAAGUCUCGCCACCGCCCCGCCCCCAAGGAGAAGGAGGAGGGGGGCGACACCGCCAGCCUGGGCAAAGAGAGUGCUGGAGUCAGCCGUGAGCAAAUCAAGUCAGACAUCGAUGACAUCAUCGCGUUUGAAUGCGUGUACUGCGGCGAGCUGAUGAUCAAGUCGAUCGACAAGCCGUUUAUUGAUCCACAGAAGUUGGAGGAGGAGAAGUCCAGCUGGCUCUGAGUUAAAUGGUUGGCAGCUUGGAGCUGAAAUGAGCUAGGUCUGAAAUGGACUGCCUGAUAUGAGGUGGGAAAAUUUGACUGAAAAAGGUCUGAAAUUAGUGAAAUGCGCUUUAACUGUCUGAACCAAUGAGAGGUGAAAUAGACUUGUGUGAAACGACUGAAAUGCGCAGCGUGUGCUGUCUGAAAUGGAACCGACCAGUGUGUACACUGUCGGCCAGGAAAUCAGCUGUUAUUCUCUUUGAUAAUGGGAUGUACAGCCACAGCUGCACAGUGCCGGGCGAUGGAUACUCACAGGAGUGGGGAAGAAUGCAGGCGCUCCUAUAUAAGCCCUAUGUGUCUCUGUAACAUGAUAUAUUCUACAGACUCUCUCUCUGCGAAGCUUAGAAAAACUGCACUAUGUCGGGAUCACACACCUUGGUUUAUUUAAACAUUACAAGAUCAGUUCACUAUCUUUUACACUCAUCUGUCUGAAUUAACAAAUUAACUUGUGAAAUGUUCUCUGAAAUUGAAUGCAUAUUUAUAAAUCUUCACUGGUAUUAGUUCCACUGGCUAUUGACAUGAGUAGUACUAUAAAAAGGUAUGUAAGGAACCACUGUUUUUGUUAUUAGUGUCCUUUAUGACAUGAGAACUUUCUUCACACCUGUUUCAUUGGCUGACAGUUUAUUAUGUUGUGACAUCUGAGAUCAGGUCAAUGUAACCCACUUUUGGUUUGCAAAAUGCACCUAUGAAAAUUAAACAAAUCUUUAAUUCUG
Oncorhynchus tshawytscha (Chinook salmon) is the source of this 4062-nucleotide messenger RNA. RefSeq names its product vacuolar protein sorting-associated protein 18 homolog. The record is from RefSeq and is a predicted model, not a curated record. The transcript has 16 exons. Gene Ontology annotation, cellular component: HOPS complex; endosome. NCBI's taxonomy places the organism in Eukaryota, Metazoa, Chordata, Actinopteri, Salmoniformes, Salmonidae. The coding region runs from base 351 to 3311 and encodes 986 amino acids. Gene Ontology annotation, molecular function: protein-macromolecule adaptor activity. Gene Ontology annotation, biological process: endosome organization; endosome to lysosome transport; intracellular protein transport.